UCCAGCCGCAGCGAUGUGGACGUGCUCUGCGGGUCCGGCACCAAAUCAGGGCGAUCAGCCCAUGGGAACAGCCACGGUUGCCUCAACAGAGGACAAGGACCUUCUUCACUGAGACGGAGACAGAGACGGAGACACAGAGAGAAUGGAGGAGGAGGGAGAGAAGAGGACGGUGUGCGUGACUGGAGCGGGAGGGUACGUAGGGUCAUGGCUGGUGAAGCUCCUCCUCUCUAAGGACUUCAUCGUCCACGGAACCGUUAGAGAUCCAAGUGAUGGAAAGAAUGCCCAUUUGCAGAAGUUGGAGAAGGCCUCAGACAACCUGCAACUCUUUAAGGCGGAUAUGCUCAACUACGAUGAUGUGGCAUCAGCAAUUGCAGGAUGUGAAGGAGUAUUCCAUGUUGCCAGCCCUGUUAUUUCAACCAAAGUGCCUGAUCCAGAGGUACAAAUUAUUGCUCCUGCUGUAACAGGCACUCUGAAUGUGCUCAAGGCAUGCUCUGAGGCAAAUGUCAAAAGAGUGGUUGUGGUGUCAUCAACUGCUGCCGUCAUAAUGAAUCCAAACUGGCCUCAAGAUAAGGUCAAGGAUGAGGAUUGCUGGUCAGACAAAGAGCACUGCAGAAAAAUUGAGAACUGGUAUUUCCUUUCGAAGACACUAGCAGAAAGUGAGGCGUUGGAGUAUGCCGAAAAACAUGGACUUGAUGUUGUAACUGUUUGCCCUUGUAUGAUCAUUGGACCGUCGCUGCAGUCCACGGUGAAUGCUAGCACCUUGUUUGUCAGCAAUCUUUUGAAAGAAGGUCGUGAAUCACUGGAGAAUAAAGCCUGGCACCUUGUAGAUGUUCGAGAUGUAGCUGAUGCGCUUCUUCUAGUAUAUGAGAAGCCAGAAGCAACUGGACGCUACAUUUGUGCACCUUAUUGUAUAAAAACUUGUGAUAUGGUGGACAUGCUAAAGAGCAUUUAUCCCAACCACAGUUACCCUAAGAAUUUUGUUGAGGUAGAAGAUGACGCUGGAAUGAGUUCAGAGAAGUUGCAGAUGUUAGGAUGGACAUGCAGGACACUUAAAGAGAGCCUUAUGGAUAGUUUUGAAUACUAUGUAGAUGCUGGUCUUCUAAACAAGGACUAUUAGACAACUCUCUAUUAGGAAGUUUUAUUUAUGUAUUUAUUUAUUUAUUUUGAAUAUUCUCAAGAGCAUGUUUAAUGGUACCACCAUGGGAGCUGUUUUUGAAACUAUGCCAAUGCUCAUCUAUUAAGGUCCUUCAGAAAGCC
Phoenix dactylifera (date palm) is the source of this 1257-nucleotide messenger RNA. RefSeq names its product cinnamoyl-CoA reductase 1-like. Gene Ontology annotation, molecular function: oxidoreductase activity, acting on the CH-OH group of donors, NAD or NADP as acceptor. Lineage: Eukaryota; Viridiplantae; Streptophyta; Magnoliopsida; Arecales; Arecaceae. The record is from RefSeq and is a predicted model, not a curated record.